Messenger RNA from Cladophialophora yegresii CBS 114405, 678 nucleotides. Its product is annotated as carboxypeptidase D. The coding region runs from base 1 to 678 and encodes 225 amino acids. Lineage: Eukaryota; Fungi; Ascomycota; Eurotiomycetes; Chaetothyriales; Herpotrichiellaceae. Gene Ontology annotation, biological process: peptidyl-arginine methylation. The transcript is spliced from 5 exons. The record is from RefSeq and is a predicted model, not a curated record. Gene Ontology annotation, molecular function: protein-arginine omega-N monomethyltransferase activity.
AUGGCUGACACGGAAUACACGUUCGUGGUCGAGCACCUCGAUCCAGAGCUCGGCCCUUGGUCCGCGUUGGAGUACGAUACCAUCGCCAAGGAAUCACAGCAGUCCGCAUGCCAGUUCAUUCUUUCAUCCUUGCCUCAGUCUCUGCUGGAGACGCAGACUUUGAACAAGCUCGCCGGGUUGGGAGCACAGGCGCGGACCGAUAGUAUCGAAACCUAUUUCCCAAGCAAGAAAGAAAGGGUCUGUCUGCUCGACCCGGCGGCAAAGCAGGAAUUGGCCCCUGCCGAUGCCGAGCACUUUGAUGUCUUCCUGUUUGGCGGUAUACUAGGAGAUGAUCCGCCUAGAGAUCGCACGAGCGAGCUCCGCAAGAAAGGCUUCAACGGUCGCCGCCUGGGCCCAGUUCAGAUGACCACAGAUACAGCCGUCAGGGUGACGCGGAAGGUCGUGCUUGAGCAGAUUCCUCUCGACAAAAUUCCCUAUGUCGACUUCCCAGAACUGAAGCUGGAUGAGCACGAAUCCACCCAGAUGCCGUUCCGAUAUGUCGCAGAUGAGUCUGGACAGCCUAUCAUGCCCACGGGAAUGAUUGACCUGAUAAAGGCUGAUGCUGACAAGGCGUUCGAUGACCUCGAGUUUGUCGAUGAAGUCGAAGGCCUCAGCAACAUUGGCGUUACUACAUCUUGA